Symsagittifera roscoffensis is the source of this 1480-nucleotide messenger RNA. RefSeq names its product peroxisomal sarcosine oxidase-like. The transcript has 8 exons. Gene Ontology annotation, cellular component: peroxisome. NCBI's taxonomy places the organism in Eukaryota, Metazoa, Xenacoelomorpha, Acoela, Convolutidae. Gene Ontology annotation, molecular function: L-pipecolate oxidase activity; flavin adenine dinucleotide binding; sarcosine oxidase activity. The record is from RefSeq and is a predicted model, not a curated record. Bases 166 to 1353 code for a protein of 395 amino acids.
UAUGUUAUCAAUUGUUCUUAUCUCAUUCUCCUCCCUUACAAACAAAGUUUCUGGCUUUAACAGCUACCCAGAGCCAGUUAUCUUGCAACCCAAGCUCCUGUUGGAUCAUUUGAAGCAAUUACACACUGUAUAAAUCGAGAGUUUAAGAACCAUUUGCAAAAAAAUAUGGAAAAAUUGGAAAUUAUUGAAUCUUCCGAGGCCAUGUAUGACGUAAUCGUGUUGGGCGCUGGAAUAGUUGGAUCAAGUGCGGCUUACCAGGCUCAGAGGGCGGGUAACAAAACUCUCCUUAUAGAGCAGUUUGCUUUCGGUCACUCGCUUGGCAGUUCUCACGGCGGCAGCCGAGUGAUCAGACACCAGUACGGGAAUGAGAGGAUGCCAGAGUAUGCAGAGUGGAUGCCGGAAGCUUACGAGGAGUGGGAACACCUGGAGCAAGUCAGUGGGGAGACGCUACUCAAUUUGACUGGUGGGACUUCUCUCUUCGCCAAAGGGCAUUCACCUGAAGCCUGUCUGGAGAACCUGAGAGACAACCAGGUUCCCCACACUCUGCUGACUAAUGAGGAGGCCACUGCCAAGUAUCCUAUGAUAAGGUUCGGAUCUGAGAUCGAGUGGGUUCUGGAAGAAGCUUCAAUGGGGGCUGUGUAUGCUGAUAGAUGUUUGAGAGUUACUGUGGAACAAUUCAUUGCCCGUGGCGGAGUUUUGAAAGAUGGUGAUCAAGUUGUUUCGAUUGCUGAGAACAGUGAAAAUGGAGUAGUAACAGUUAAGACAAAGAAAGAGUCAUUUGAAGGAAGGAAGCUGAUUAUAUGUGCCGGGACUUGGAUAAAUCAGCUUCUUCAACCUCUGGGUGUGAAACUGGAUGUAAAGAUAACAAAGAUCACAAUCUGUUACUGGAAAGAGACAGAUGAUUCUAUGAAAAUGCCAACUACUCAAUUCCACUAUGAUACAAACAUGUAUCUCAUUCCCGAAAUGGAACACAAGGGAUACGUGAAGUUUCUGCUGCACGAAGGGCCAGAAAUAGAAAACCCAGAAGACAGCAAGAGGACAGACCAAGAGAAAAAUGAGUCGGUUAAGCAAGAUAUGGACUGUCUGAAAGAAGCGGUAAAAAGGAAGUUCCCAUUCUUGAACCCAGAACCAGAAUUUAUUGACCAUUGUCGGUAUACGAUGUCACCUGAUGCUCAUUUUGUUCUGGAUAAACUUCCUGGUUACAAAAACAUUGUUGCCGGAGCAGCUUUUUCGGGUCACGGAUUCAAAAUGGCUCCAGUUAGUGGAAAGAUUCUCAAGCAUUUGGCUCUAGACGAAUCUGUGAAAUAUAAUAUUAGCAAAAUGAACAUUCAACGUCUUUUAGUACCAUUAUGAAAGCUUCUUGAAGUAUUAGUUUAAAGCUUACAAUAAUAUCUCAACAGGUUUUAUUUAAAAACUUUAUGCCCUCCAAAAAUGAUAAUAAGAAUAUUUGAAUAUGCAGAUGAUAAUAUGAUUAUGUAGU